Molecule: messenger RNA, 825 nt
Organism: Ochlerotatus camptorhynchus
Lineage: Eukaryota; Metazoa; Arthropoda; Insecta; Diptera; Culicidae
Gene: Lamtor4
Product: Late endosomal/lysosomal adaptor, MAPK and MTOR activator 4
Exons: 2
Coding region: 458-781 (107 amino acids)
Biological process (GO): positive regulation of TOR signaling; cellular response to amino acid stimulus
Cellular component (GO): lysosome; Ragulator complex
Molecular function (GO): guanyl-nucleotide exchange factor activity
Source: RefSeq, a predicted model, not a curated record
AUAGUGGAGACCGCAGGAUAUUGGAAAAAUCGAUCGGUCUAGACGCAAAAGCCCAAAACACCAGUCCUUUUAGACCUUAGCACUCGUUUAAGUACCGCUGUUCGUAAAUUGAUAAGCAAAAGGUCAAUAAUAAUACUGUUAUCACCAUCAGCCAAGACGAGUAUCACAGUGCUCUUAGGCUCCAUCGCUUAUUGUUCUUCGUUUGAUGAGUUCACUAAAAUAUUGGAUCCUGCUAGCGGUUCGAUUAUUUACGCACUUCUUCAUUUGACAAUUUAAUCGCAUCGGUCAGCUAAGUUUGCAAAGUGCCUCAUCGGUUAGCAGUAGUAGCAAUCGAAAUUCGAGUAGUGGUUCCAGUGGCAGUGGCAGCAGUAGCGAUUCCCAUCAGGCCUUAGCACAAGUCUACUGCUGUAACGGAAGCAGCAGGAGUCCGGUAGUUGCAGUUCGUAGCAAAAGUAAAAUGUUGGACUUGGAUAAUCGCCCCAUUCCGGAUCAGAUCGGAUAUCUGAUCAUGUCUGAGGACGGAGCAGUGCUGGCCUCCGGUGGAGAGAUGGAAAAUGACGAGCGGAGUGCGAACAUCAUCAGCGGAUUGUUGACGCUGACGGAAAGCGUUGAUCCGGCCGUGUUCAAGAAGCGUUCGUGCAAGAAAAUAUCGAUAGUAUACGAAGAGCACAGCUACACCAUUUGUCUUUCCAACAAAAAGAUCUACGUGGUCAAGAGACGUAACACGCCGAACCAGAACGGAGCAGCCGGCGAUGCCGAUGCAAGAGCAAUCCUAGCCUAACGUGUGCAAUCUCUCUUGUAGAUAAAUGCAUGCUUCUUCUUAAA